CGCUCGCGUCCCCGCAGCGCACGACCGCGGCACUGCGGCUGCAGCGCUCCAUACCCCGCCCGCGCCGGAUUCCUGGGGGGAGGGGGAGGGGGUGGGGGUGGGGCCCAGAGGUGCAGGACCAUCAGUCCACACGAGCCGCAACGCCAUGAGUCGGGAAUGACGCCCCUGCUCCCUCCCCUCGUUCCUGUUUCUCGGAGUUUUUCGACCCGUGAGCGCGUCGCUGAGUCACCUUACCGUAACGCGCUCGGGACGCUCUGGACCCAGCGGGGACUGCCCGGGGGCCGCGCAGGGCGAAGGCGCACCCGCCGAGACGCGCGCGGAGCUGCGGCCCCAGGGACCCCGCGUCCCAGCCUGUGCCCCCCCCACCCGCCCGGGGACUCUCGGGUACCGCCCGUCUGACCCCCCAAGUGUUGGGAAACGGGGCCGAGCUGCCUGGGUCCUCCCGGAGAAGACACCGCGGAGGCGUGCCGGAGUUCAGGGCGCCGCCCGGCUAAUUGACUGCGUGCUCCUCCCGGACCUGCCUCUUCUCGACUUUUAAGAAGCGAUGAGAGAGGGAUCUAACUCGAGGUGCUCGCGGACACGUUCUGUGGCUUGCCGCGAUAAGUGUAUCACAAACACACUGACAAGCGCGUCCCCAUCGGCCUCCAAGGAGAUCCAGCCGCCGCAGGGAAUGACGCCGGUGCUCCUACAGCCACGGCUCCGGACGGGGAGGGCGAGCCCCACAGCCGGCCCUGCGACGCCCGCCUGGGCAGCACCGAUAAGGAGCUGAAGGCAGGAGCCGCCGCCACGGGCAGUGCCCCGACAGCGCCAGGGACCCCCCGGCAGAGGGAGCCACGGGUCGAGGUUAUGGAUCCAGCGGGCGGCCCCCGGGGCGUGCUCCCGCGGUCCUGCCGCGUGCUGGUGCUGCUGAACCCGCGUGGCGGCAAGGGCAAGGCCCUGCAGCUCUUCCGGAGUCACGUGCAGCCCCUUUUGGCUGAGGCUGAAAUCUCCUUCACGCUGAUGCUCACUGAGCGGCGGAACCAUGCGCGGGAGCUGGUGCGGUCGGAGGAGCUGGGCCGCUGGGACGCUCUGGUGGUCAUGUCUGGAGACGGACUGAUGCACGAGGUGGUGAACGGGCUCAUGGAGCGGCCUGACUGGGAGACCGCCAUCCAGAAGCCCCUGUGUAGCCUCCCAGCAGGCUCUGGCAACGCGCUGGCAGCUUCCUUGAACCAUUAUGCUGGCUAUGAGCAGGUCACCAAUGAAGACCUCCUGACCAACUGCACGCGGUUGCUGUGCCGCCGGCUACUGUCACCCAUGAACUUGCUGUCUCUGCACACGGCUUCGGGGCUGCGCCUCUUCUCUGUGCUAAGCCUGGCCUGGGGCUUCAUUGCUGAUGUGGACCUAGAGAGUGAGAAGUAUCGGCGCCUGGGGGAGAUGCGCUUCACUCUGGGCACCUUCCUGCGUCUGGCAGCCCUGCGCACUUACCGUGGCCGACUGGCCUACCUCCCUGUAGGAAGAGCCGGCUCUAAGACACCUGUUUCUCCCGUUGUGGUCCAGCAGGGCCCCGUAGAUGCACACCUUGUGCCAUUGGAGGAGCCAGUGCCCUCUCACUGGACAGUGGUGCCCGACCAGGAUUUCGUGCUGGUGCUAGCGCUGCUGCACUCGCACCUGGGCAGCGAGAUGUUUGCGGCACCCAUGGGCCGCUGUGCAGCUGGUGUCAUGCAUCUGUUCUAUGUGCGGGCGGGAGUGUCUCGGGCCAUGCUGCUGCGCCUCUUCCUGGCCAUGGAGAAGGGCAGGCAUAUGGAAUAUGAAUGCCCUUACUUGGUAUACAUGCCUGUGGUCGCCUUCCGCUUAGAGCCCGAGGAUGGGAGAGGUGUGUUUACAGUGGAUGGGGAAUUGAUGGUUAGCGAGGCUGUGCAGGGCCAGGUGCACCCAAACUACUUCUGGAUGGUCAGUGAGUGCGUGGAGCCCCUGCCCAGCUGGAAGCCCCAGCAGACGCCACCUCCAGAAGAGCCCUUAUGACCCCUGGGCCACGCUGUGCCUUAGUGUCUACUUGCAGGACCCUUCCUCCUUCCCCAGGGCUGCAGGGCCUGUCCACAGCUCCUGUGGGGUGGAGGAGACUCCUCUGGAGAAGGGUGAGAAGGUGGAAGCUAUGCUUUGGGGGGACAGGCCAGAAUGAGGUCCUGGGGUCAGGAGCCCAGCUGGCUGGGCCCAGCUGCCUAAGGCCUUCCAAUUUGUUCUAGGACCCCCACCCCAUGAACCAAAUCCAAAUAAAGUGACAUUCUCAG
This is a messenger RNA of Macaca mulatta (Rhesus monkey), 2267 nucleotides long. NCBI's taxonomy places the organism in Eukaryota, Metazoa, Chordata, Mammalia, Primates, Cercopithecidae. The record is from RefSeq and is a predicted model, not a curated record.